Molecule: messenger RNA, 636 nt
Organism: Lepidothrix coronata (blue-crowned manakin)
Lineage: Eukaryota; Metazoa; Chordata; Aves; Passeriformes; Pipridae
Product: neuropathy target esterase-like
Exons: 4
Coding region: 1-636 (211 amino acids)
Source: RefSeq, a predicted model, not a curated record
AUGCGGGAGCAGCCCAGCGUGGUGCUGAGCGUGGCGCACACCGUGGCCGCCCGCAUGUCGCCCUUCGUGCGCCAGAUGGACUUUGCCAUCGACUGGAUGGCCGUGGAGGCCGGGCGGGCGCUCUACAGGCAGGGGGACAAGUCCGACUGCACCUACAUCGUCCUCAACGGGCGGCUGCGCUCCGUCAUCCAGAAGGGCAGCGGCAAGAAGGAGCUGGUGGGGGAGUACGGCCGCGGGGACCUCGUGGGUGUGGUGAGCUCUGGGCUGGGGACACGACCUGGGGACAACCUCGGGCCUCCACUUGAGGCUUUGAGAUUUGGAGCUGUGGUGGUUUGGACCUUGACCCCGUGCCCCCCUCCCCCAGGUCCCACCCUGCUCCUCACCAGCGACAUCAUCCGCGCCCGCCUCGGCUCCUCGGCGCUGGACAGCAUCCAGGAGUACCGGCUGUCGGGGUGGCUGGCGCAGCAGGAGGACAUCCACCGCAUCGUCCUCUACCAGACCGACUGCACCCUCACCACCUGGACCCUGCGCUGCUUCCGCCAGGCCGACUGCAUCCUCAUCGUGGGGCUGGGAGACCAGGAGCCCGAGCUGGGCGAGGUCAGCUGGGGGCAGGGGAGGGGCACGAGGGGGCACUGA